This is a messenger RNA of Electrophorus electricus (electric eel), 5009 nucleotides long. The record is from RefSeq and is a predicted model, not a curated record. NCBI's taxonomy places the organism in Eukaryota, Metazoa, Chordata, Actinopteri, Gymnotiformes, Gymnotidae.
GGACCAAUAAAUAUGAAGUCCAGCCUUACGCCCUCCACUGGAGCUGUUUGAGAGGCGCCGUGAAUGUUUACUGUCUAAUUCACUAGUAGUCGAUGGAAUCGUGGCAAAAUGGAGUUCUUACUAGGAAAUCCAUAUAGUACUCCAGUGGGACAAUGCAUUGAAAAAGCUACAGAUGGCUCCUUACAAAGUGAAGACUGGACUUUAAAUAUGGAGAUAUGUGACAUCAUCAACGAAACAGAAGAUGGACCUAAGGAUGCCAUAAGGGCUGUAAAAAAGAGACUUAAUGGUAAUAAGAAUUACAGGGAGGUGAUGCUCACAUUGACAGUCCUUGAGACAUGUGUGAAGAACUGUGGUUAUCGUUUCCAUGCCCUCGUCACCAAUCGUGACUUUAUCGACGGCGUUCUGGUUAAGGUCAUAUCUCCAAAAAAUAACCCUCCGGCCAUAGUGCAAGACAAAGUGCUGGCUCUCAUUCAGGCUUGGGCCGAUGCUUUCAGGAGCAGUCCAGAUUUGACAGGUGUGGUCCACGUCUAUGAGGAAAUGAAAAGGAAAGGCAUAGAGUUCCCAAGGUCAGACCUGGAGACGUUAUCGCCAAUCCACACUCCGCAGCGGUUGCAAGGCGCUCCCGAGGGGGAUAUCAAACCCUCUGCUCCAUCCCAGCCCAAAGCUCAGCCCAACCCUGCCCCUGUCCCUGCCUACUCUGCUCCCCUGGCCCACACACCCCCCCAGAUCCCAAACCUGCACGUGGCUGGGCCCAUUAACCCCACUCCAGAACAGAUUUGCAGGCUGCGGAGUGAGCUGGAUAUUGUCCGUGGGAACACUAAAGUAAUGUCAGAGAUGCUGACAGAAAUGGUGCCUGGCCAAGAGGACCCGUCUGAUCACGAGCUCCUGCAGGAGCUGAACAGGACGUGCCGGGCCAUGCAACAGAGGAUAGUGGAGCUGAUCUCCCGUGUGUCCAAUGAGGAGGUCACUGAGGAGCUACUGCAUGUCAACGAUGAUCUCAACAACAUCUUCCUGCGAUAUGAGAGAUACGAGAGAUUCCGGUCUGGUCGAGCUGGUCAUGGUGUCAAUAACGGGCUGAGAGAGGUCCUGAGCGAGGCUACCGAGGACAACCUGAUCGACCUGGGCCCAGGAUCUCCGGCAGUGGUCAGCCCCCGCAUCAGCGCCACGCCCCCCUCCGCCCUGCCGGCCUCUGUGGCCGCCGCCCGCUCAGCCUCCCCUGCCACGCUCUCCUCCAGGCUGGCCGGCCUGGAUGUGGGUGCUGACAACGUUAGCGGUACGCUGAGUUCUCUGAACAGCUGCCCGCCGCAGGACGACUUUGACGUGUUUGCCCAGGCUAGGACCGGCACGUUGUCUGACCAGCGCAAAAAUCCACCGUUGGAAAACCCACAGGCUGCAAGUGAAGCGCCUCCUACUCUCGAUCUCAGGCAAAAUCUCUCUGGAGGGGUUUCUCUUGCCCAGUCCUCUGUCAUGGAUGACAUUGAGGAAUGGCUCUGUACCGAUGUGAAAGGCGAUGAAGGAGAAGAUGGUGUGACGAGUGAAGAGUUUGAUAAGUUUUUGGAGGAGAGGGCUAAAGCUGCCGAUAUGGUCCCUACCCUCCCGGCGCCCCCUAGUGGAGACCCUGCCACCACAGUGAGCUCCUCUGUAAGUGCUGGAAAAAAGGCGGACAGGCCCGAGGACGCGCUGUUUGCCUUGUAGGAGCCUGAGCGCCCCAGCAGCCCUGCCUGCGCCGAGUCAGCUGGCUCGCGGGCCUCCCUCUCUUCUGCUUCCUGCAUUAUCACACAAGCGACCAUAUGGCGGCUGCCUCCUAUGCAUUUUGUAUUCUUGGAUGUAAACAGACUGGCUUUGUUUGUUUGUUUGCUUUUGAAGGUAUCCUAAAGACGGACAUUUUCAUAUUAGACAUUUUCACAAGUUGCAAAGUUGUCAUUCUCGUUAAAUGCCUCGCCCCAGAAACACACCCCUUCUCUGCGUGCGUGUGAGAGGUCAUUGUCAUACCUCAUUAACAUUACCGAAGCACAUGGCAGCAAUUUGUUUUAACUUGCCAGGAUCCUGUUGUGCACACAGUAGGGAGGCGGUUCCUUUUUUUUAACCACUUUUUCAAAAGCGUUUUUUUUUCCACCCCUAAUUUCCAGAAUCUUUAAAGAACUUUGAAGAUGUUAUUUUCUUUCUUGAGUUGUCUUUAGAUUCUUGAACUGGAUAUUUAGCAACAGCCUUUGUGUUGUUUUAGCUGCUGCUAGUACAACUCUAAAGUUUCCAUUUGGCAGGUGCCACUAAUACCUCCACAAAAUCUUAACUUUUGUGAGAUAAAUUGACCUUACAUUGUUUUAGCUGAGUAUCUCUCAUGUAUUGUAAUGUACCUGAAGGGCUUAGUACCACAGGGAAGAUGUAGAGUUGUCUUCACCUUUUUUUUUUUUUUUUUCAGGAAGGGGCUAUUGUAUUUCAGCAGGUUUCAUUUAAUCUAUUAUACAAUAUGUGAAAAAAUUUGGAUUAGCAUUUUUUUUCUUUUACAUGCAAGGUCUGCAUCAUACGUGUGUGAUUAUUCAGUACAUAAACAAGGGUGUCUGUUAAUUAGUCUCCAUCUGCCUUGAACACUGCUGUGUUUUGGUGUCCUGCAAGGUGAGAAGGGAUAAAGGACAGAAAAGUGAUUGUUUUGGCAAAGGAUGUCAUGUCUGUGGCUGUUAACCUGAGUAAGAGGUUGAGACAUCUCUGAGAAACACUAAGCGUGGCCAGCCAUCAUUUUACCUGUAAAAACUCUUGGAGAAUCACAAAGAAAUCUAAUGUUAAUAUGUAUAUUUUAAUCUAAUUUGCACUGAAACAGUUAUUGGUCUUUUAGGUUGUAGCUGUCGUUCGUUUAAAUGCUGCCUAUUAUGAGAGAUGUAUUCCAAGUAAAUGGAGUUCAUUUGAAACCUGAUGGUGACUGCAAGGCAGUUUAAAUUGGAUUUUCCCUUACACAACUUAUUCAGGAAUGAUGUCAAGCUCACUGUUGUUGGGGAGUGAAAUGGAUUCGCCUUAAUGAACAGAUGUCCUUUAGUUAAGGUAAAGGUGACUAACGUUUGUUUAAGAGUUGGUACUCGUAUGUUUGCACAUUUGAACUUUGAACCUUGCUCUGUUUGUUGAAUGUGCUACUUUAUAUCUUUUAUAGUGCUUUUCUGACAUGUGACUCAUAGUUGGCUACAUGCCAUUUUAAUGGACCAAAUGUCUAAGACGAACAAACUUUAGUAAUUCACUUGAUGACGGAGUCGGUGCUCCACUACGUAGAUGUAAGCAUCGGUGUCGAGAAGAGUCCCCGUCAUGUUUGUAAACACUAGAAACUGAUGAUGAAUUCUUUGAGUGGAUGGAGGUCAAAGGGAUAUUGAUUAUUGCUGAAUUGCUCAUUGCAAAAGCAGUGCAGCUUCCUGUGUUCUGCUGGCAUGUUCGCAGAUGGCACGUGACGGUUCGGGUCCAGAGCAGUGUUCAUUCCGACGCGGUGCACUAGUCCUACGAUGCUUGCUUGAUGGUUAUGAUCUAUGGAAAUGUCACCCUAAUGUAUUUACAGCGUAGCAAAAGGAAGAGGUUGCGCGUGUGUGUUUCUCCCCAAGUGAAAAGAGAAAGGGAUCCGGUUGCCAGCUGUGUUGCGAGCGGUGCUCUGGGAUUUUGUUUGACGCGUCAACCACACCCUUUGUCUGCAGGGUGAUGCUGUCAAGCUGGCAAAGGAGGUGUGUAGGACAUGUAGAACUUCUGGUUCCAGCUAUUGGCUUUUGCCUGCAGCAGUAACAGAAGUGAUGAGGCCCGUGUAACUUUGUUUCCAAGAGAAUAAGGUGAAGACCUUAGAGUAGCUGAGACGGUGGGAAGAGUACAAAUUUGUGGAAAAAUUCUAAAAAAUGUUGAUUAGUCAGUGGGUGCAUAAAACUCCUAAUUUCCACUUGGAAGCAGGAUAUGUUUACCCACUGAAGAAAUAAAAGUUGUCAUUUUUAAGGGAUCUUGAAGGAAGAAAUACAUUUUUUAAAAUCACUAUUAAAGCUUACACUACACAUUUGCUGUUAGUAGGUAGCUCGUAUGCUGAAAUUACUCUAAUAUUCCGGACUGGCUUUUAAGGUACCUACCUUCAUCCAUUCAAGAAGUUAUUAAAUGUUGUUUUCUUUAACUACUGAACACUUUGAAUCUGUUGUAUCUACCUUUAAGAUACUGGUAGGGAAUUGGAUGAUGUACUGAUUUAUGAAUAUGUUUAGCUAAUUCAACUUUGUGCAAUUCUUGAUUACUGGAUAUUUUGGGCCGGAUGAAAACACUCAGCUUCUACACUACACGAUGAUAUAUUUUCCAUAUCGAAUAUGAUUGGGAUUGUUAUCCACAUGAUGCAAACAUGAUUUUGAGAAUGUAUGAAUGAAUUUCAACUUUUUUUUUUUUGUUUGUUUCAUAAUGUCAGUAUUGGGACAGUAAAAUGGAAUGCAAUCAAUUUCUGUGUUUUUUAGAUUUCAGUGUGUGAUUAUCUUGCUUGAGUUUAUGGAGUUUGUUUUGUUUUGUCCCUGUACACCAUUUAGAGGCUGCUGUGCCUUCAUGUGUUUAAUAAUCACUUCUUUUUUAAAUUCAAGCGUUUGUGUUUCUCAGACACGGUUAAAAUGAUCACCAGUGGUGGUCAGACCUGAGGUCAGAUUAGAUUCCUUUAUUAAAAAGCAACAAAAAAAAAAAAACCAAUCUUAUGCAUUUUCCAUGUUUUAUAGGAACGGCACUUUUCCUUCAAUUCCAUACAUGUUUGGAAUUUUGGUGUGUGUGUGUGUGUUUGUCUGAGCAGUUCCAUCCAGAAAACAUGUUCAGGAAGAACCCAAACUUUGGGCACAUGGCGAGCAUGAGACUGUGAGGCAUGCAGAAGCUGUAGUCUGCUCGCCAGCAGUCAGUACUGCUACUGAGCUUGAUUUUGGGGAUAUUACCAGUGUCCUGGUUUGUGUGCUUGUUAUACCUCAAGUUGAACUCUGUACUGUUUGAUUAAUGCAUGUGUUAAUCUCCAAUAAAACAUACCACAUUGACCUUUCAUCAAA